Molecule: messenger RNA, 1638 nt
Organism: Macrosiphum euphorbiae (potato aphid)
Lineage: Eukaryota; Metazoa; Arthropoda; Insecta; Hemiptera; Aphididae
Source: the annotation of a GenBank genome assembly
AUGGCCACGUUGUCGUCAGCUUGCAGCAGUUACGUACGCCAGCCGCCCGGACAACCUUUAAAAACGCUAAACGUCACGAACGCCAUUCUCCGGACGGACAAAGGACAGGCGUCGUCGUACCGGCCACAAUGCACGGCGAAACGAAAGAGCGCCGUGGAACUAUUGCAAGAAACAAAAUCGCUUUACGUCAAAUCGGAAACAGUGCUCGACAGGAAACAAGAACUCAGGCGGAGUCUCCGAAGCAGUGGUUCUUCCGACAAGGGCUCAUCAUCGUAUGACAUAGCUUCCGGUUGUUAUAACUAUAAAGGUAACUGCUGUAAUUGGUCGAGUGGAAGUUUUACUUGUCUGCCGCCACCUAAAAGCCCUCGACUGGUGGCUGGAUGUCAGAGAAAGUCAACGGCGGACUCACAACAGCUUCAAAACGAUCUCAGACGUCUAUUAAAUACUGACUCUAAAGAAAACUUAUUCGAAGCAACUUCGGUGUUCCUCGAUGAUGUCAUCGUUCCUCCUCCUGUGCAGUACCGCCGAUCGGUGUCGCAUGGCCAACAGCAGCAGCAGCAGCAGCAGCAUCAUCCAUGUUGUUGUGGACCAUCGGCCGCUUGCCACAAAUCACUUCCGGAUCUCACGGAUGUUGCGACAGCAGCCACGGAAGCAAUUACGGAUGUGGCAACGCCAGCGGUGAUGGCUGGCCCGAUCCGCCAUUGCCGUCGUUCCACGUCUUCGGGAUCUGUGGCUGCUGGAGACGAUGAUGACGAAGAUGCCGAUGAUGACAUAUUCGAAACAUACCUACCAUCUCCGCCAGGAUUUGGAAACAAGUCCAGACAAGACGAAACGGACUCGGUCGCCAACGUAACCUCUUUCCCGGAUUCAUUGAGCCUAACCAGUUACAAAACGGAUGCCAGAUGGCAGCAGUCUGCUCACGGAGGGACCGGAAGUUCGAUCGAAGAGGAAAAUGACGACGGAAGCGGUGGCGUUUCGCCGCGUUCGUCCGCAUCGCCCGUCAAGUCUACCGUGUCACAUGGCCGCUGGCGUCCACAGACCGUUGGAGCGGCGGCGAUGACUGCGGCCGGUGGACACCAACCGACGCCUCCCGCUGUUCCACUACGUCGACAUCAAUUGCCGACGGCGACCGACGAGUUCCGCGGCCGGCCGAUACUGCGCAGCAAGUCGGAUGUGGGUCACAGGGCACCCAAUUUGCUGAGUCUGUUGCCGGUGGAGGUGUCUAAGGCCGACGAACGACACGUAUACGAUCCCAGUCAGUUGGAGAACUUUUUCGGCCACCUGGGCCUCGAUCCCGAUGAGUACAAGUGGAUCAUAAAAACCGAUUCGGAGACGGGCUCGCAGGUAUGUUUCGGCGGUUCAAACAGUUCGGUGGGCUCGGUGAGCGGCGGCAGCAAUAACAACAACACAAACUGCUUCAUGGAUAGUCAUUGGGCGGGUGGCGGUGGUGUUCGGGGGGACGGCGACGGUUGCGAGGGAGGAACUGGCAGACCGGUCGGGAAAUCCGGCGGCUUAUCUUCCUCGUCCGAACUGCCGUCGAUCGUCGAACGGAACGCCAGGAUCAUCAAAUGGCUGUGGAACUGCCGGAAGGCGAACUUGCAGCAGACGCCAUUACCGCCGACGCCAUCCUCUACUUAG